AUGGCGCCCAACACGCCUCUGGGGGUGGGGGGGCACCUAGCCUGCCUCCCCGACAUCCCCACCCCUGGCGGCAAACCCACCCCUGGCGCCGAACCAACCUCCCUGCCGUCCCAAACCCCUGGCGGUGGCCCCAACUGCCUUCCCGCUGUCCCCAACCCCUGCCCUGUCGGCGGUGCCCAGCCUGCCACCCCGCCAUCCCCAAACCCUGGUGGCAUUGCCAAACCAACCUCCCCGCCGUCCCCAACCUGCUUCCCGCCGUUCCCCAUCCCGCCUGGUGGCGACGCCCAACCCACCUCCCCACCGUCCCCAUUGCCUGGCGGCGGCGCCCAACCUUCCUCCCCGCUGUCCCUAAACCCAGGUGGUGGAGCCCAACCCACCUCCCCACCAUCCCCAAUAUACCUCCCCACUUUCCCCAACCCCUGCCGUCCCCAAAUACUGGCGGAUACACCCAACCUGCCUCCCCAAUGUCCCCACCUCUGGCGACAGCGCCCAACACGCCUCCCGGCCAUCCCCACCCCUGGCGGUGGUGCCAAUCCACCUUCCCGCCAUCCACAAAACCCUGGUGGCAGCGCCCAACCUGCCUCCCCACUGUCCCCAAACCCUGUGGUGGAGCCCAACCCUCCUCCCUGCCUUCCCCACCCCCUGGUGGCAAAGCCCAACCUUGCCUCCCCGCUUGUCCCCAAUACCUGGUGGUGGUGCCCAAUCCGACUCUCCACUGUCCCCAACCCCUGGCAGCGGCGCCUAACCCUCCUCGCUUCUGUCCCCAACGCCUGGCGGCGGCGCCCAACCGUCUCCCUGCCGUCCCCAAUCCCUGGUGUCGGCACCCAACCUGCCUCCCCACUCCUGUUGGCAGGGGCCAACCCCAGUCCCCAAACCCUGGCUGAAGAGCCAAACCCACCUGCCCGCCAUCCCCAACGCCUGGCAGCGGUGCAAACCCGCAUCCCUGCCAUCCACAAACCCUCUCGGCAGCGCCGAACCCUCCUCCCUGCCAUCCCCACCCCUGGCAGCAAAGCCCAACCUGCCUCCAUCCCCGCCGUCCCAAUCCCUGGCGUCGGCGCCCAACCUGCCUCCCCACUCCUGUUGGAUUGCAAACCUGCCUCCCCGCUGUCCCCAACCACUGGCGGCGGCGCCCAACCCGCCUUCCAGCUGUCCCCAACCCCAGGUGGCGGCGCCCAACAUGCCUCGCCGCCGUCCCCAACCCUGGUGGCGGUGUCCAACCUGCCUUCCCGCCAUCCUCUACCCUGGCGGCAGCGUCCAGACUGCCUCCCCGCCGUCCCCAACCCUGGCAGCAGCGCCCAACCCGCCUCCUGGCCAUCCCCACCCCUGGCAGCAGUGCCUAACCUGCCUCCCUGCCAUACCCAGCCCUGGCGGGGGCACCCAACCCGCCUCCCAACCAUACCCACCCCUGGUGGCGGUCCCCAACCCACCUCCCUGCCAUCCCCAUCCCUGGUGGCAACACCCAACCUGCCUCCCUGCCGUCCCCAACCCAUGACAGCGGCGCCCAACCCGCCUCCCCGCUGUCCCCAAAACCAGGUGGCGGUGCCCAACCCGCCUUUCCGCCAUCCACUACCCAUGGCAGCAGCGCCCAACCCGCCUCCCCACGUCCCCAUUGCCUGGCGGCGGUGCCCAACCUUCCUCCCCGCUGUCCCUAAACCCAGGUGUGGAGCCCAAACCCACCUCCCCACCAUCCCCAAAUACCUCCCCACUGUCCCCAACCCCUGCCGUCCCCAAAUACUGGCGGAUACACCAAACCUGCCCUCCCCCCAAAUGUCCCACCUCUGGCGACAGCGCCCAACACGCCUCCCGGCCAUCCCCACCCCUGGCGGUGGUGCCAAUCCACCUUCCCGCCAUCCACAAACCCUGGUGGCAGCGCCCAACCUGCCUCCCCACUGUCCCCAAACCCUGGUGGUGGAGCCCAACCCUCCUCCCUGCCUUCCCCACCCCUGGUGGCAAAGCCCAACCUGCCUCCCCGCUGUCCCCAAUACCUGGUGGUGGUGCCCAAUCCGACUCUCCACUGUCCCCAACCCCUGGCAGCGGCGCCUAACCCUCCUCGCUUCUGUCCCCAACGCCUGGCGGCGGCGCCCAACCCGUCUCCCUGCCGUCCCCAAUCCCUGGUGUCGGCACCCAACCUGCCUCCCCACUCCUCGCCGAACCCUCCUCCCUGCCAUCCCCACCCCUGGCAGCAAAGCCCAACCUGCCUCCCCGCCGUCCCCAAUCCCUGGCGUCGGCGCCCAACCUGCCUCCCCACUCCUGUUGGUAGGGCCCAACCCAAGUGCCCACCGUCCCCAAACCCUGGCUGAAGAGCCCAACCCACCUGCCCGCCAUCCCCAAUGUCUGGCAUGGAUUGCAAAACUGCCUCCCCGCUGUCCCCAACCACGGCGGCGGCGGCAACAACCCGCCUUCCAGCUGUCCCCAACCCCAGGUGGCGGCGCCCAACAUGCCUCGCCGCCGUCCCCAACCCUGGUGGCGGUGUCCAACCUGCCUUCCCGCCAUCCUCUACCCUGGCGGCAGCGUCCAGAACUGCCUCCCCGCCGUCCCCCCAACCCUGGCAGCAGCGCCCAACCCGCCUCCUGGCCAUCCCCACCCCUGGCAGCAGUGCCUAACCUGCCUCCCUGCCAUACCCAGCCCUGGCGGGGGCACCCAACCCGCCUCCCAACCAUACCCACCCCUGGUGGCGGUCCCCAACCCACCUCCCUGCCAUCCCCAUCCCUGGUGGCAACACCCAACCUGCCUCCCUGCCGUCCCCAACCCAUGACAGCGCGCCCAACCCGCCUCCCCGCGGUCCCCAAAAACCAGGGUGGCGGUGCCCAACCCGCCUUUCCGCCAUCCACUACCCAUGGCAGCAGCGCCCAACCCGCCUCCUCGUUGUCUCCAAAACCAGGUGGCAGCGCCAAACCCCCCUCCCCACUGUCCCCAAACACUGGCGGGGGCACCCAACACGCCUCCCCACCCUCCACACCCUUAACGGCGGUGCAUAACCUGUCUCCCCGCUUCCUGACACCUGGCGGGGGAACCCAACCCACCUCCCCACCCCUGGCUGCUUUGCCAAAACCACCUCCCCGCCGUCCUCAAUGCCUGGCGGCGGCACUUAACCUGCUUCUCUGCGGUCCCCAACCACUUGCGGUGCUGCCAAACCCACCUCCCAACCAUCCCCAACCCAAGGUGGCAGCGCCCAGCCUGCCUCCCUGCCAUCCCAAACCCCUGGCAGCGGAGCCCAACCCCCCUCCCUGCUUUCCCCAAACACUGGAGGAGGCACCCAACACGCCUCCCCGCCCUCCCCACCCCUAA
This is a messenger RNA of Macrobrachium nipponense, 3288 nucleotides long. RefSeq lists its product as uncharacterized. The coding region runs from base 1 to 3288 and encodes 1095 amino acids. The transcript has 5 exons. NCBI's taxonomy places the organism in Eukaryota, Metazoa, Arthropoda, Malacostraca, Decapoda, Palaemonidae. The record is from RefSeq and is a predicted model, not a curated record.